CGGAGCUUUCCGGCCUCGGGGCUGAGGCCGAGAUGGAGACGGUGGCCGCUCUAGAUACGCUACUCUCCGGGGCUUGCCUGCUUUUCACCCUCUGCAUGUUUUCUACCGGCCUCUCGGACCUCCGGCACAUGCAGACCACCCGGAGUGUGACCAAUAUCCAGUUCCUGCCCUUUCUCACCACGGACGUGAAUUGUCCCUUCUCCCUCACCUGCAGCAACCUAAGCUGGCUGAGUUAUGGACUCCUCAAGGGUGACAAGACGCUCAUUGUGGUGAACGCCCUGGGAGCCUUGCUCCAGACACUCUAUAUUCUGACAUAUCUGCACUACUGUCCCCGAAAGCGUACUGUCCUUCUGCAAACUGCUGCUCUUCUGGGUCUUCUCCUCCUGGGCUACAGCUACUUUCAGCUCCUGGUACCUGAUUGGACAACCCGGUUGAGGCAGCUAGGCCUUUUCUGUAGCAUCUUCACCAUCAGCAUGUACCUCUCACCCUUGGCGGACCUGAUCAAGAUCAUUCAGACCAAGUCUACUCAGUGCCUGUCCUUCUCCCUCACUGUGGCCACACUCCUUGCCUCUGCUUCCUGGACCCUCUAUGGCUUCCACCUCAGUGACCUCUACAUUAUGGUACCCAACAUACCAGGAAUAAUCACUAGCCUGAUACGCCUAGGGCUCUUCUGGAAAUACCCACAGGUUCAAGAAAAGAGCUACAGUCUUCUUCAGACCUAAGGAUGGUGAAGGGAUACCAUACCUAUCCUUUCAUCUAUCACUUUGGUGCCAGCCUGUUGCCAAAGACUCUCUCAUCCAAUCUCUUCUGCUAUGCCUUGUUGCUCAACUUACUUAGCCACAGUGGGGUGGAGUGGAAGAGGUAGGGACUUCUUUGACAGCAGAGGGACCAAAAUUAGGGAUUUUAUUUGGGAGGAAUUUUUUUUUUAAGAGAGAUUAUUUUUUUAAUGUGGGGUUGGGAUAGUAUUUAGUUCCAUUCUGUGCCUUAUAAUAAAUGAUCACACACCCUUCC
Gracilinanus agilis (Agile Gracile Mouse Opossum) is the source of this 1011-nucleotide messenger RNA. RefSeq names its product solute carrier family 50 member 1 (gene SLC50A1). The coding region runs from base 33 to 722 and encodes 229 amino acids. Gene Ontology annotation, biological process: carbohydrate transport. Gene Ontology annotation, cellular component: membrane. Gene Ontology annotation, molecular function: sugar transmembrane transporter activity. Lineage: Eukaryota; Metazoa; Chordata; Mammalia; Didelphimorphia; Didelphidae. The transcript has 6 exons. The record is from RefSeq and is a predicted model, not a curated record.